Molecule: messenger RNA, 10612 nt
Organism: Rhododendron vialii
Lineage: Eukaryota; Viridiplantae; Streptophyta; Magnoliopsida; Ericales; Ericaceae
Product: BEACH domain-containing protein B
Exons: 41
Coding region: 253-10041 (3262 amino acids)
Molecular function (GO): protein binding
Source: RefSeq, a predicted model, not a curated record
CUCUCUCUCUCUCUCUCUCUCUCUCUCUCUCUGUACAUCUCCGAUUUGCCCCUUACGCCAUUGGAUUGGAGAGCUAGAAGUUCAAAGAAUAUCCAGCGCUUCAGAUCUUGCACCGUAAAACCCUAAGACAUUUAUUGGAGUGAUCUAUCCUUCGAUUUGAUAAGAAAUUGAGAUUAGCUGAAGUGAUGGGUUCUUAUAUUGAUUAUUGCUGGCUUAUGAAGUCUUGAUUUUAGUAAGUCCUAGUGGGGAAGCAUGAACAUCGUGAAGGGUGUUGCUGACCUCAUUCGGAGGACAUCUGGCGGUGGCUAUGGUUCGGAGUCUGGUUCGGGUUCCCCACUAGAGAGGUUCUCUCCUCCAACUCCUACAAUCCGUUUCAGUGAUGUAGGCGAUGAGGCCAUUCUAAGCACCCUAUGGGUUAGAUAUGAGAGUGCCUUUGAUAAGGCUGAAAAGAGAAAGUUAUUUUAUAUUUUCCUCAAGCAAUUUUUGGUUAUAUACAAGAAUUGGGAGCCUGUAUAUCCUGGGCAGUUGGCAGAGGUAGCUUUGUCUGCUGCCUCAGCUGCAGAGUACACUCAUUCUAAUGAUGUAGUCAUCGGCUGCUCUACUGGACAUCCAACUGAAAUUAUUCUGACCUUGAUUGAAGAAGUCGUACAUGUAACUGCUUUGAUAACUGAAUUGAACACCACAGCACAAUCAACAACCGAGCAAAUAGGGACGUCAACGAGCUUGACUGUAACUUCUGAGGGGUUGCCAGUGUUGGAUGCAUUGACAAUUGUAACUCGGUCAAUCCAUAAUUGCAGAGUAUUUGGCUACUAUGGUGGAAUUCAAAAACUUGCAGCACUGAUGAAAGGUUCUGUCAUCCAGCUCAAAACAAUUACUGGCGCGCUUUCUGCUGAUGAAAACUUGUCAAGUCUUAUAUUAGAGAAGACCAGAAUUUUACAAGAAUUACUUGUAAAUGUGGUAUCAAUUAUUUGCCACUUCAUUGUCCUACAUUCAGAUGUAUAUCAAAAGGCUCAGUUGCACAGCAGUAGCUUGGAGUUUUCUGUUUCAAGGGGUGGCGGAACUUCAUUUGAUUCUUCUGCUUGUUUGAUGACUCCCCCGUCGGAAACAAAGCUCCAUUGGCAUCAAAAGGCGGUUGUGUUGGUGAUGGAAGCUGGUGGUCUUAAUUGGUUAGUAGAGCUACUGCGAGUUAUGAGACGGUUGAGCAUGAAGGAACAAUGGAUGGAUGCAUCUCUUCAGUAUUUGACUUUGAGAGCUCUUCGAUCAGCGUUAUCUGAUAAUCCUCGUGGUCAAAACCAUUUUAGAAGCAUCGGAGGACUUGAAGUUCUGUUGGAUGGACUGGGACUUCAUUCAAACAGUGUGUUGCGAUCAAGGAAUGCCUAUUUCUCGGAAAAAGAAAGAGAUGAAAAUUCUUUACCGGGUAUUUUCGAGCUCCAUGUUCUUUCCUUGGAGGUUCUCAGGGAGGCUGUCUUUGGCAAUUUGAACAACUUGCAGUUUCUGUGUGAGAAUGGAAGGGUACAUAAGUUUGCCAAUAGCGUUUGUUCACUUGCAUUUAUGCUUCAAGAGUACAGUUUGUGUGGGAAGGAUGGUUUUCAAAUGCUAGUAUCUAACUCUAGAAGCCAGAAUAAUUUAGAAUAUCAUGAAGCAGAGCCUUCUGCUCAACUUUCAGCAAGUUUUUACAUACAGCAUUGGAAUGAUUAUGCUGUCAAGUUAAGCAGAGUCCUUGCUUCUUUCCUUCUUGCACCAGAAGAUAUUAAAUCUCAAGUAUCAGCUGGUAGAAGCGUCAUUCCAGUUUCUUCACUGUAUGGGGAACUUUCAAUAAAGUGGUUUAUGAGGGCUCUUCUUACAGUGUUUCCAUGCAUUAGGGCUUGUUCUAAUCAAAAUGAACUGCCAAGUCACUUAAGGAUCUUUGUAUAUACACUACAGCAUUAUGUUCUCUUUGCAUUCAGGAAGGUUCUUGUUUCGUCUCCCACAUUCCUAGAUACAUUCCGUGGGGAGGGUGUAUGGGACCUCAUCUUCUCUGAGAACUUUUUCUAUUUUCGGCCUGUUCCAACCGAAUGUUUGGGGAAGUAUUGCAAAUAUGAUGAAGUUUCCCCGUGGAACUUAGAAGUAUCUUCCAGUUCAAACAGCAUUACCACUCAUUUGCAUCGCAGUGAAGUUGAUAUUCUUCAAAUUGAUGUGAUAUCUUUUGUUGAAUUUGCAGCAACUUUGAGCGAUAGUUCACAUAACUUGCCUGAAUGUUCUGUUUUGUUAGACGCCCUUGAACAGUCUGCAUGUCAUCCUGAGAUUGCUGGUGUUCUGGCAAAGAGCUUGCUUCGAAUACUACAGCUUUCAUCUGAGAAGACUUUUUCUUCUCUGAAGACGCUUGAUGCGAUUCCUCGGGUGCUCAAAGUUGCUUGUGUUUUGGCCCAAGAAGCUAAAAGGCCUGGAAAUUCAAUUCCUUCUGCUGAGAGUAACAUUGAUGUGGUUCCAGAAGGUUUUGAUGAGCCUCAGUCACCUGAGACAGCCCAAAAUUGGUGCAAAAGCAUUGAUACAUUAGUGGAACUCUUUGUGGAAUAUCUUUCAGUCACAGAUGAUGCAAAAAGUUCAGUUUUGCAUAGUUACACUUGUGUUGAUUGCUUAUUCCAGUUGUUCUGGGAUAAUGGACUGAGAAAUCAAAUGCUUAUUCAUAUUCUAGACCUAAUGAAGAUCGCUCCAGUUUCCGAGGAAGACCAAAAGGCAAAGUUGUACUUAUGCUCCAAGUAUUUAGAGACAUUUACUCAUGUAAAGGAACGAGAGACAAACUUUGCAGAACUGUCAAUCGAACUACUGGUUGGGAUGAGAGAUAUGCUUCUCACUGAUCAAGUGUACUACCAGGAUUUGUUUCGUGGUGGUGAAUGCUUUUUGCAUGUUGUAUCAUUGUUGAAUGGAACCCUUGAUGAGGAGAAUGGAGAGAAAUUGGUUCUACAUGUUCUUAAAACUCUUACUUGCCUUCUUACAAGCAACGAUGUCUCAAAGGCUGCAUUUAGAUCUCUUGUUGGCAAGGGUUAUCAGACAUUGCAAAGUUUGUUGUUGGACUUUUGUCAAUGGCAGCCAAGUGAAGGACUUCUGAAUGCUCUGCUUGAUAUGCUUGUUGAUGGAAACUUUGAUAUCAAAGCGGGCCCCAUUAUAAAGAAUGAAGAUGUGAUCUUACUUUAUCUGACUGUCCUCCAGAAGAGCAGUGAUUUGUUGCGGCAUAAUGGGCUCAACGUGUUUCUUCAGCUACUCAAAGAUUCAAUAUCCAAUCGAGCUUCUUGUGUCAGAGCUGGAAUGCUGAAUUUUCUUCUUGAUUGGUUUUCUCAAGAAGAAAAUGAUAGUGUAAUCUUGAAAAUUGCCCAGUUGAUUCAGGUCACUGGUGGGCAUAGCAUCUCUGGUAAGGAUAUUCGUAAAAUAUUUGCUCUACUGCGAAGUGAGAAAGUUGGUACUCGUCAACAGUACUGCUCAUUAUUGCUUACGAGCAUCUCAUCAAUGCUAAAUGUGAAAGGACCAACGGCCUUUUUCGAUCUCAAUGGGAAUGAUUCUGGAAUUGUUAUUAAGACGCCUGUACAGUGGCCUCUGAAUAAGGGAUUUUCUUUUUCUUGUUGGCUCAGAAUAGAAAAUUUUCCCAGAAGUGGGACAAUGGGGCUUUUCAGUUUUCUCACAGAAAACGGAAGAGGGUGCUUGGCAGUGCUUGCAAAAGACAAGCUGAUUUAUGAGUCGAUUAACCAGAAACGUCAGUGCGUUUCUAUGCAAGUUAACUUAGUUAGAAAGAAAUGGCAUUUCCUUUGUAUAGCUCAUAGCAUUGGUAGAGCAUUUUCUGGGGGUAGCCUACUGAAGUGUUAUGUUGAUGGAGUUCUUGUAUCAUCCGAGAAAUGCAGGUAUGCAAAAGUUAACGAGUCAAUGACUAGUUGCACGAUUGGCUCAAAAAUAAAUUUGCCUCCAUACGAAGACGAGAAUGCCAUGUGUAGCAUCAAAGAUUCAUCUCCUUUUCUCGGUCAGAUUGGCCCAGUUUAUAUGUUUAGCGAUGCCAUUACUUCUGAACAAGUGCAGGGCAUCUAUUCCUUGGGACCAAGCUAUAUGUAUGCAUUCCUUGACAAUGAAAUUGCUAUAUCUUCAGAUAGCCCAAUGCCUGGUGGAAUUUUUGAUGCCAAAGAUGGUCUUGCGUCCAAAAUAAUAUUUGGACUUAAUGCACAGGCAAGCAGUGGCAGGACUUUGUACAAUGUCUCCCCACUGGCUGACUAUGCGUUGGAUAAGAAUCCAUUUGAAGCAACUGUGAUGGUUGGGACGCAGUUAUGUUCACGACGCUUGCUACAACAAAUUAUUUAUUGCGUUGGAGGUGUUUCUGUGUUUUUUCCUCUUUUCACUCAGACAGAGUUGUAUGAAAAUGAAGAAAUUAGCCAAUCUGGACAAGGUUUCCUUGCACCUAUCAUGAAAGAGCGAUUAACUGCAGAAGUCAUUGAGAUAAUAGCUUCUGUCCUAGAUGAGAAUUUAGCCAAUCAACAGCAGAUGCUUCUUCUUUCUGGAUUUUCAAUACUUGGGUUUUUAUUACAGUCAGUUCCACCACAGCAACUGAAUAUGGAAACACUUUCAGCUUUUAAGCAUAUGUUCAGCGUUGUUGCAAAUUGUGGUUUGUCUGAGCUGCUUGUGAGAGAUGCUAUAUCUAAUAUAUUUCUUAAUCCUCUUGUCUGGGUCUACACCGUUUACAAGGUGCAACGUGAAUUGUACAUGUUUCUCAUUCAACAAUUUGAUAAUGAUCCCAGGCUUCUUAAGAGUCUGUGUCGACUCCCUCGAGUUCUUGAUAUAAUAAGCCAAUUUUAUUGGGGCAGUGCAAAAUGCCAAUAUGCUAUGGGGGGCAAGCCUCUUUUGCAUCCCAUAACGAAAGAAGUUCUUGGAGAGAGACCAAGUCAGGAAGAAAUACAUAAAAUUCGCCUUCUUCUAUUGAGUCUUGGGGAGAUGAGUCUUAGGCAGAACAUUGAGGCGUCAGAUAUAAAGGCUCUUAUUGCGUUUUUUGAGACAAGUCAGGAUAUGGCAUGCAUUGAAGAUGUUUUGCAUAUGGUUAUUCGUGCUGUUUCACAGAAACCACUGCUUGCUUCAUUCCUGGAACAAGUCGAUUCACUUGGUGGCUGCCAAAUAUUUGUAAAUCUUCUUCAGAGGGACUCUGAGCCCAUCAGAUUGCUCAGCUUGCAGUUCCUGGGAAGACUUUUGGUCGGUCUUCCAUCUGAGAAAAAGGGAUCAAAAUUUUUCAGCAUUUCAGUUGGCAGAUCCAAAUUCCUCUCUGAGGGCCAUAGAAAAAUCAGCUUGAGGAUGCAACCAAUUUUCUCUGCCAUGUCUGAUAGGCUGUUCAGAUUUCCUCAGACUGAUCUCCUGUGUGCUAGUUUGUUUGAUGUUCUCCUUGGUGGUGCUAGCCCAAAGCAGGUUUUACAGAAACAUAUCCAGCUUGACAGGCAGAGAAGCCGGGGAAACAACUCUCAGUUUUUCCUUCCUCAGAUCUUGGUCCUUAUUUUCAGAUUCUUGUCUGGGUGCGAGGAUGUAGCUGCAAGAAUAAAAGUAAUAGGAGAUUUACUGGAACUUCUCGAUUCAAAUUCUUCAAACAUUGAAGCCCUAAUGGAAAAUGGAUGGAAUUCGUGGUUGAUGGCUUGUAUACGGCUUCAUACAUUGAAAAACUACCAAAUGGAGUCACGAGUGCACAGUGACACCGAGAUAAAUGAGCUGAGUUAUGUGAGGAAUUUAUUCUGUGUAGUUCUUUGCUACUAUAUGCAGUCUGUGAAAGGUGGUUGGCAACACCUAGAGGAAACAGUGAAUUUUCUUCUUUUGCUUGGUGACAAGGGUGGAAUUUCAUAUCAAUGCCUGCUUCGUGAUGUAUAUGGUGAUUUAAUGAGGAGGCUUAUAGAUUUAUCUUCUGGAGACAACAUUUUUAUCUCGCAGCCAUGUCGAGACAACACACUAUAUCUUCUCAGGCUAAUUGAUGAGAUGCUUUUGUCUGAAAUUUAUCAUAACAUUCCGGUAAUCAACAUAUUUCCUACAAGUAGCUCAGAACUUUUUCCGGAUUUCCUAGAGUUAGAUAGUCACAAGGAUCUCAGCUCUGCCUUAUACGAGGCUUUACAAGGAGAAAAUGAUGACCACAUAUCCAGGGUAUCCGAAGAGCGUGCCAUGUAUAAGGAUGAGAUGAUUGAUGAUGAUUGGUGGAAUUUAUAUGAUAAUCUGUGGAUCAUUAUCUGUCAGAUGAAUGGAAAGGCACCAAGCAAGAUGUUACCAAAAUCUUCAUCCGCAGUGGGCCCAUCUUUUGGCCAAAGAGCACGUGGGUUAGUAGAAUCGCUAAAUAUUCCUGCUGCGGAAAUGGCUGCAGUUGUUGUAUCAGGGGGUCUUAGCAGUGCAUUGGGUGGAAAACCGAACAAAAAUGUUGACAAGGCUAUGUUGUUGAGAGCAGAGAAGUGCCCUAGAAUUGUCUUCCGCCUUGUCAUCCUGUAUCUUUGUAGAUCUUCUCUAGAAAGAGCAUCUCGUUGUGUCCAACAGAUCAUUCCACUUCUGCCUUAUCUUCUGGCUGUUGACGAUGAGCAAAGCAAGAGCAGAUUGCAGCUUUUCAUUUGGGGCUUGCUUGCUGUUAGAUCACAAUAUGGAAUGCAGGAUGAUGGCGCUCGAUUUCAUGUUAUUUCACAUAUGAUUCGAGAAACUGUUAAUUGUGGUAAAUCAAUUCUUGUGACUAGUAUAAUUGGCAGAGACGAGUCUGCAGAUUCAGGCAGCAAUGCCAAAGAAACAGGCACCCUCCACAAUCUGAUUCAGAAAGACCGAGUGUGUGCUGCGGUUGCUGAUGAGGUGAAGUAUAUAAAGACUUCAAAAACUGAUCGCUCCAGACAGUUGCAUGAGCUCCGUAUUCGGAUUGAUGAAAAUGCAUCCACCAAUUCUAGCCAGAGGAAUGCUUUUGAAGAUGAGAUAAAGAGUAGCUUAAACACGAUUCUUGCUUCUGAUGAUAGCAGAAGAGCUUCCUUCCAGCUUGGUCAUGAGGAAGAACAGCAAAUAGUUGCUGAAAAAUGGAUACACAUGUUUCGCAGUCUGAUUGAUGAGAGGGGACCAUGGUCGGCAAAUCCUUUUCCCAAUGAUACCCUAACAUAUUGGAAGCUUGACAAAACUGAAGAUGCAUGGAGGCGUAGGCCCAAGUUAAGACGAAAUUAUCAUUUUGAUGAAAAGCUUUGUCAUCCGACCCAUCCCCCAUCCACUGGAUGCAGUAAUGAGGCUAUUCUUCCUGUUAAUGAAAGCAAAUCUGCUUUCGGGGGGCAUAUUCCAGAGCAAAUGAAGCGUUUUUUACUGAAAGGGGUUCGCAAAAUCACUGAGGAGGGGUCCUCAGAACCCACUGAAAAUGACACUGAAACAAGUUGGCAAAAGGCCUCAGUUUCUGAGGAUAUCUCAGACAGAAACGGCUCUGAGCCUGUAAAAGACAGCACUGAUCAAAAGGAGAAUUUUCAAGACAGAAAGGAUUCUUCCCCUCCAUUAUCAGGGCAAGAACCUAGUGAGGUUCUUAUGUCUGUUCCAUGUGUACUUGUAACACCAAAGAGAAAAUUAGGUGGACGUUUGGCGGUCAUGAAAAGUGUGUUGCAUUUCUUCAGUGAGUUUUUGGUGGAAGGUACUGGGGGAUCGUCUGUUUUUAAGAGCUUUCAUGAUUCAGGCAAGCCUGAUCAAUUGGGAGAAGCUCAAAAGCAGAAUCUGUAUUUCCAUUUGGAUUCUGACAAAGGGAAUGCUUCUGAAAACAAAGAAACUGUUGAGGGAAAUGUUCUACAAAAGCAACCCAAAAAUAUUAAGCGCCACCGAAGAUGGAACAUUUGCAAGGUAAAGGCUGUCCAUUGGACUCGGUACUUGCUUAGGUACACGGCAAUAGAGAUUUUCUUCAAUGAUUCGGUUGCUCCUAUAUUUUUGAAUUUCAUAUCACAGAAAGAUGCAAAAGAUGUCGGAACCUUGAUAGUUGCCAACAAAAAUGAAUCUAUUCCAAAGGGAUACAAGGACAAGAAUGGAAUUAUUUCCUUUGUUGAUAGACGUGUGGCAUUGGAGAUGGCAGAAACUGCCAGAGAAAGCUGGAGGAGAAGGGAAAUGACAAACUUUGAAUACCUAAUGGUACUCAAUACACUUGCAGGAAGAUCUUAUAAUGAUUUAACCCAGUAUCCUGUGUUUCCUUGGGUACUAGCUGAUUAUUCCUCAGAGACUCUUGACUUCAACAAGUCAUCAACUUUUCGGGAUCUUUCAAAACCUGUUGGUGCACUGGAUCCUAAACGGUUUGAGGUUUUUGAAGAUAGAUACCAUAGCUUUUGUGAUCCUGAUAUUCCCAAUUUCUACUAUGGAUCUCAUUACUCAAGCAUGGGGAUUGUGCUCUUUUACCUUCUUAGAUUAGAGCCAUUUACCACUCUCCACCGUGCUCUGCAGGGUGGUAAGUUUGACCAUGCAGAUCGUCUUUUUCAAAGCAUUGAGGGCACUUAUCGGAACUGUCUGUCAAACACAAGUGAUGUUAAAGAGUUGAUUCCAGAGUUCUUUUACAUGACAGAGUUUCUUGUCAAUUCAAACUCUUAUCAUUUUGGAGUAAAACAAGAUGGUGAACCCUUAGGUGAAAUUAGCCUUCCUCCUUGGGCCAAGGGAUCAGCCGAAGAAUUCAUAAACAAAAACAGAGAGGCUCUAGAAAGUGAGUAUGUCAGCUCAAAUCUCCAUCACUGGGUUGAUUUAGUGUUUGGUUACAAGCAGCGUGGAAAACCAGCAGUAGAGGCAGCCAAUAUCUUCUAUUAUUUGACUUAUGAAGGUGCUGUCGAUCUGGAAACCAUGGAAGAUGAAUUGCAAAGGUCAGCGUUGGAAGACCAAAUAGCAAAUUUUGGACAGACACCAAUUCAGAUCUUUCGCAAGAAACACCCUAGGAGGGGACCACCAAUUCCGAUUGCUCAUCCUCUGCACUUUGCUCCUGGUUCAAUUAACUUGACGUCUGUUGUUUCUAGUACAAGUAGUUCACCAUCAGCUGUCUUAUACGUUAGUGUGUUGGACUCCAAUGUUGUUUCCAUCAACCAGGGCCUGAUCAUGUCUGUGAAAAUGUGGUUGACAACCCAACUGCAAUCUGGUGGAAACUUCACCUUCUCUGGCUCUCAGGAUCCUUUCUUCGGGAUUGGUUCCGAUAUCCUUUCUUCUCGCAAAAUUGGGAGCCCAUUGGCUGAAAAUAUUGAACUUGGAGCACAAUGCUUUGCGACAUUGCAGACGCCAUCUGAUAAUUUCUUGAUUGCAUGUGGCAACUGGGCAAAUAGUUUCCUGGUGAUAUCCCUAACUGAUGGGAGAAUGGUGCAGAGCAUCAGACAACAUAAAGAUGUGGUUAGCUGUGUUGCAGUGACAUCUGAUGGAACCAUCCUUGCUACUGGGAGUUAUGACACAACGGUGAUGGUGUGGGAGGUUUCACGUGUCAGAGCUGCUGAAAAGAGAGUUCGAAAUGCAGUGACAGAGAUGCACCGGAAAGAGUAUGUUGUUGCCGAAACGCCGUUUCACAUCCUGUGUGGACAUGACGAUAUAAUUACAUGUUUAUUCGUCAGUGUAGAGCUUGAUGUAGUUAUAAGUGGUUCAAAAGAUGGGACUUGUGUUUUUCACACACUUAGGGAGGGAAGAUAUGUUAGAUCUCUUCGGCAUCCAUCUGGUAGUGCAUUGUCAAAGCUUGUUGCAUCUCGCCAUGGACAAAUUGUGCUUUAUUCUGAUGAUGACCUCAGUCUGCACCUUUAUUGCAUUAAUGGAAAACACAUCUCCACUUCGGAAUCCAACGGUCGACUCAAUUGUGUUGAGCUGAGUAGUUGUGGUGAGUUCUUGGUUUGUGCUGGAGACCAAGGACAGAUAAUUGUUCGCUCUAUGAACUCACUGGAGAUUGUGAGAAGAUAUACUGGAGUAGGAAAGGUAAUAACUUCACUAACUGUCACUCCAGAAGAAUGCUUCUUAGCAGGGACCAGAGAUGGAAGCCUUCUUGUGUAUUCUAUCGAAAAUCCUCAACUUCGUAAAACUAGCGUUCCCCGAAACUUGAGAUCCAAAGCUUCUGCACCAGGAUAGACCAAAUUCAGGACUGCUAUGUGCAUUAUUCGUGAUUUGUUAAUCCAAGUCUGAAUGCAGAACGAUUUUUCAUGCUACCGCAUCAGGGGAUGUUGUUCGGACCCUCAAUCGCCUCUCCGUCCAGGCAUCACCUCUUCGACAGUGAACAGAGCCAGAAGAUUGUAACCCGCGGGAAUUUGGUGUUUUCGGUUUUUGAACUAUAUUUUCAGUGGCAAUCAAUACACAUCUGCAAAUUUAAAAUGAGGCUUUCAUCCAUGAGAAAUGCCACCCUUACCAAUCAAGUUCUCUUGCCUAUUUCUAUGAAAGUGCGGCAAGAGAAAGUGAGUGUCGAUAGAUUAUUGUACAUUAUAUAUUCUUGUAAGUUUAGGUCAGAAUUGUUGUUGUAAUAGCAAUAGAUGUAUGUCAGCUUUUCGUUUUCGAUUUCAAUAGUGUGUUAGACCCCCAGGAACUCUGUACAGAUGGGGUUACCAACUUUUUUCUGGUAUAGAAUGAGGCAUUUUUCCUCCAAAGAUGUGUAAUAAUCACGCUGAGAUCAAAUAAGUCAAAAUUUCUUAGCAUAUAGUUGAUUCAA